Messenger RNA from Alligator sinensis (Chinese alligator), 772 nucleotides. It is a transcript of the gene ECHS1, whose product is annotated as enoyl-CoA hydratase, short chain 1. Gene Ontology annotation, biological process: fatty acid beta-oxidation. The transcript is spliced from 5 exons. Lineage: Eukaryota; Metazoa; Chordata; Crocodylia; Alligatoridae. Gene Ontology annotation, molecular function: enoyl-CoA hydratase activity. The coding region runs from base 104 to 757 and encodes 217 amino acids. The record is from RefSeq and is a predicted model, not a curated record. Gene Ontology annotation, cellular component: mitochondrion.
AUAAAUCUUAGUGCUGAUCUGGAUGGACCCUUGUAAUAACUGAUCCUGGUGCCGCAUCAGCUGGCAAGGAGGAGCUGCCUGAACACCUGAGUUGGCCGUCUGCAUGGUGGUAGAAGGGCGAGGCAGUCAGAGCCGAGGUUCUCAGUUCCAGUACAUCAUGGUUCAGAAGAAAGGAACUAAGCAGAAUAUAGGUGUGAUCCAGCUCAACCGCCCCAAGGCCUUAAAUGCCCUCUGUGAUGGUUUGAUGAAUGAGAUGAAGGUGGCCCUGGACUUGUUUGAGAAUGACCCUCAAGUGGGAGCCAUUGUCAUCACAGGAAAUGAGAAAGCCUUUGCAGCUGGAGCAGAUAUAAAAGAAAUGCAGAACAGCACCUUUCAGGAAUGUUAUAGGAGCAACUUCCUCGCUGGUUGGAACAGUGUCUCUACAGUCAGAAAGCCAGUCAUAGCGGCUGUUAAUGGUUAUGCUCUGGGUGGUGGCUGUGAGUUGGCCAUGAUGUGCGAUAUCAUUUAUGCUGGUGAGAAGGCACAGUUUGGACAACCAGAAAUCUUGCUGGGAACCAUUCCAGGAGCUGGCGGGACUCAACGACUCACGAGAGCAGUGGGCAAAUCGUUAGCUAUGGAAAUGGUCCUCACUGGGGACAGAAUUUCUGCUCAGGAAGCUAAAGAGGCAGGUAUGGGCACAAGUGUCUGCCUUCUAAUUGGGCCCUUUUCAGGUGGCCCUAUAUGGGAAGAGAUGGAGGCAGAAUCCUUUCUGCAGUAGGAGAGAGGAGGCGAU